Molecule: messenger RNA, 2838 nt
Organism: Acinonyx jubatus (cheetah)
Lineage: Eukaryota; Metazoa; Chordata; Mammalia; Carnivora; Felidae
Product: olfactory receptor 1002-like
Biological process (GO): G protein-coupled receptor signaling pathway; sensory perception of smell
Cellular component (GO): membrane
Molecular function (GO): G protein-coupled receptor activity; odorant binding; olfactory receptor activity
Source: RefSeq, a predicted model, not a curated record
UAAAUCAGAGAAAUGGAAUUUAGAAAUCAAACUUUGGUGACUGAGUUUUUAUUUGUGGGCUUAACAAAUUGCUUCCAGCACCAGGUUGUUCUGUUUGUGAUGUUUCUCUUGGUUUAUCUGGUCACUCUUCUGGGAAAUGUGGGGAUGAUCACCCUCAUUUGGAUGGAUUCCUGGCUCCACACUCCCAUGUACUUUUUUCUCAGCCACUUGUCCUUUGUGGAUGUCUGCUCCUCUUCUGUCAUUGGUCCCAAGAUGUUGACAGACAUCUUUGUGAAAAAAGUAAUCUCUUUCUUGGGUUGUGCUGCCCAGUUAUGGUUUUUUGGUCAGUUUGUAGUGACAGAGUGUUUCCUGUUGGCCUCCAUGGCUUAUGACAGGUAUAUGGCCAUCUGUAAGCCCUUGUUGUAUACACUCAUUAUGUCCCGGAGAAUCUGUGUGCAGCUGGUGGUAGGGCCUUAUACCAUGGGUCUUAUGAGCGCCAUAACGCAUACGACGUUUGCCUUUCGCCUGCCUUACUGUGGUCCAAAUACCAUCAAUCACUUCUUCUGUGACCUUCUUCCUGUUCUCUCCCUGGCAUGUGCAGACACCCAGGUCAAUCAGGUUUUACUUUUCAUCUUGGCUGGAGCUCUAGGAGUGCUCAGUGGUGUGAUCAUCCUGGUUUCCUACAUUUACAUCGUGGUCACUAUCUUGAGGAUCCGCUCUGCUGAGGGGAGGCGCAAAGCCUUCUCCACCUGCUCUUCACACCUGACUGCUGUCUCCAUCCUGUAUGGGACACUCUUCUUUAUCUACGUACGCCCCAGUUCUAGUUUCUCCCUGGACAUCAAUAAAGUGGUUUCUGUGUUCUACACAGCCGUGAUCCCCAUGUUGAACCCCCUUAUCUACAGCCUGAGAAACAGAGAGGUCAAGGAUUCAUUCAGGAGGAUGUUUGAGAAGAAGAAUCUUCUUCUGAGUAGGUAAACUAGAUACCAUUUGUACUACAGAUUGAGAGGUGAUAUAGACACAAGAUGCAGGGCAUGGGCUGGGUGAUGGGAGUCCUACUUUUGUGUUGAGAUUCAAUUUUUAUUACUGUGUGUCAUUGAGAAGUGAUAUAUCUUCAGAUUACAAUUUUCUCACUUGUCAUUGAACAGAAAUGAGUUUUAAAAUGUUAAACUGAAGUACAUGGAUUAUUGAACCCCAAUGCUUUAAGAAUACGUUCCGUGUUGGGGCGCCUGGGUGGCUCGGUCAGUUCAGCCUCCAACUCUUGGUUUUGGCUCAGGUCAUGAUCUCAUGGUUUGUGUUCAAGCCCUACAUCAGGCUCUGCACUGGUAGUGCUGAGCCUUUUCGGGAUUCUUUCUCUCUCCCUCUCUUUCUGUCCUUCCCAUGCCUUCUUUCUCUUUCAUCUGUCAUAAUAAAAUAAAAAAUGUUCUCAGUGCUUGUGACUAGGGUAUGAGAGGCUCUUUGCUAAGUCCUGUUAAAUUAUUAUUAUGUUAGAAUCAUAAUCAGUGACUUGAUGCUACUUCUGUUUAUCUCACAAGGUGUUGAGAUCCCCCAAUUUUCUGGAAGCUUAGCCUUGACUCUUUAAACAAAAGCCAAUAACAAGUAUAUUAUGGUUAAAGAUAGAAACUUCUACUUGCAAUGUAAAUAUGUCAUGGGAAUGUAAUAUAAACAUGGUGACUAUAGUUAAAAAUACUGUACAUUUGUUAGUUGUUAAAAGAGCAGAUCUUAAAAGUUCUCUUCACAAGAAAAAAAUUAAUAACUACAUAAGGUUAUUUAUGUUAACUAAACUUAUUGUGGUUAUCAUUUUGCAAUAUAUAUGUAUAUCAAACAAUUAUGUUGUACACCUGGGACUAAUACAAUGUGAUAUGUCAACUAUGUAUCAACAAAAUGAGAAAAAGUUAAUUAUUCAGGAAGUAUGUAGCCAUAGCACUCUCUAAUACCACCUUCACGUUUGGAGUAGACAAUUUGCAAAGGGCCUUUUACAUCCCUGAUCCUCUCUACUCAUAUAAUACCUUGCUGAGAUUUUGUCACUGUAUUUACACUUAUGCAUGUAAAAUUCAGAAUGCAUUGCAAGUCUUUAAUAAAGUGUUGGCUAUGCUCUAGUGAUUUAUUGAUUUUUGUGUCCUAAGAAGGAGGUGAAUUCUAUUUUUACAGAUGUUCAGCCUGGCACACAUGAAGAAUCAAUGUCAUGACCUCAUAACUUGGGUCACACUCUUAUUUUUUCCAGGUACAAUACUCUUUCAACCAUACUUCUGUGUUUUGUUUUCUGGAAUGUAGCAACAAAUCCAAGAAAUUAGCAGAUAAACCAUGUUUUGUGUAACCUAUGACUCAUUGAAAUCCACACUCUGUCCUCUCUUGAAGGCCUUUUUAAAAAAAGCAUUUAAUAUGGCUCAAAUUAACAACUCAAAACAACAGAUGUUGGCAAUGAUGCAGAGAAAGGGGAACACUUCUGCACUGUUGGUAGGAAUGCAAAGGGGUGUAGCCACUCUGGUAAAGAGUAUGGAGGUUCCUCAAAAAAUUAAGAUAGAACUACCAUAUGACCCAGCAAUUGUACUACUAGGAAUUUAUCCAAAGGGUACAGGUGUGCUUUUUGAAGGGACACAUGUACCCCAAUGUUUAUAGCAGCAUUAUUGACAAUAGCCAAAGUAUGGAAGGAGCCCAAAUAUCCAUCGACUGAUAAAUGUAUAAAGAAGAUGUGGUAAAGAAGAUAUUGCAACAACAUGAAUGGAACUAGAGUGUAUUAUGCUAAGCAAAUAAGUCAGUCAGAGAAAGACAAAUAUCAUACGAUUUUACUCAUAUGUGCAAUUUAAGAAACAAAACAGAUGAACUAAGGGAAAGGGAUGAAAAAAUAAAAAGAGAGACAGA